Molecule: messenger RNA, 1062 nt
Organism: Penicillium oxalicum
Lineage: Eukaryota; Fungi; Ascomycota; Eurotiomycetes; Eurotiales; Aspergillaceae
Product: isopenicillin N synthase family dioxygenase
Exons: 2
Coding region: 1-1062 (353 amino acids)
Molecular function (GO): dioxygenase activity
Source: RefSeq, a predicted model, not a curated record
AUGGCUGGCCCCCUCCAAGAGCUGAAUCCGGUGUCAAAUGCCGUAUCCAAGGAUGAUCUCGUCAUACCGCUGAUCGAUUUUGGACCCUUCUAUACCGGGACCCCCUCCGACAAGCAUGCGGUCGCUCUGUCCAUCACCAACGCGUUCAAAUCAUCCGGGUUCGUCUACCUAAAGAACCAUGGCAUUCCCCCCUCUGUAGUCUCGCGAGUCUUUGCCUCAUCAGCAGCCUUCUUCCGCCGCCCCCAAAGCCAAAAGGACGCUCUGGGCUGGACGACCCCACAGUCGAAUCGCGGGUACGUCGCCAUUGGGCGCGAGAAGCUCGCAACGGUGGAGGAGACAAGCCAGAUGGAGACACUGCGGGGCACCGCGCCGGAUAUCAAAGAAACAAUGGAGAUCGGUCGCGAGGGAGUCGCCGGGCUCCCGAAUCGAUGGCCCGAUCACCUGGAUGAGGAAGGCAAGGACUUCAAAGCGACCAUGUUAUCCUUCUUUGAUCUGUGUAAGGACCUGCACAAACAGGUGAUGAGCGCCAUCGCAUUGGGGCUGAAUCUCCCCGAACACUUUUUCGACGAGUUUGUCGACGAAGGGGACAAUAACCUCCGUCUCUUGCACUACCCUCCCGUGCGCAAGGAUGUCUUUCAACAAAAUCCUCAUCAGGUACGUGCGGGUGAGCACAGUGAUUACGGCUCGAUCACGCUGCUCUUCCAGGAUCGACAUGGUGGAUUGCAGGUACGAAGUCCCAAGGGGACAUUUGUGGAUGCGACACCCAUUCCCGACACCAUCGUGGUCAACGCGGGUGACCUCUUGGCUCGCUGGUCCAAUGAUACGAUCAAGAGUACUCGACAUCGUGUGAUCGAGCCGCCCAAGCCAGAGGUGCAGGAGGGCGACGAUUUGGCAGAGACGUACCCCUCCCGGUUCAGCAUCGCUUACUUUUGCAACCCGAACAAUAACAAGCUGAUCGAGGCCUUGCCCGGCACGUACGGUCAAGAGAUGAACGUGUCGAAGAAAUACGCCGACAUCACGGCGGGUGAUUACUUGGUCCAGCGUCUAACCGCUACGUAUUGA